This is a messenger RNA of Hemicordylus capensis (graceful crag lizard), 927 nucleotides long. RefSeq names its product olfactory receptor 2D2-like. The annotation marks the transcript as partial. The record is from RefSeq and is a predicted model, not a curated record. The transcript has 3 exons. Gene Ontology annotation, cellular component: membrane. Lineage: Eukaryota; Metazoa; Chordata; Lepidosauria; Squamata; Cordylidae. Gene Ontology annotation, biological process: G protein-coupled receptor signaling pathway. Gene Ontology annotation, molecular function: olfactory receptor activity; G protein-coupled receptor activity.
AUGAACCAUACAACUAUCACACAAGUCAUCUUGAUAGGACUGACCAGCCACCGAACGACACAGAUUGCCCUCUUUGUGGUUAUCCUCAUUGCCUAUCUGAUCACCAUGGUGAGCAACCUACUCAUCAUCAUGUUGGUCCAGUGGGACUCCCGCCUCCACACACCCAUGUACUUCUUCCUCAGUAAUCUUUCAGGUUUGGAGAUGUGUUUUGUUAGUAGCAUUGUGCCCCAAAUGUUGGCUCAUCUGCUGGUUGGGAGUGGAAGAAUCUCUUUCCACCGUUGCAUAGCUCAGAUGUAUAUCACGUGUUCUCUGGGAUGCACGGAAGGCUUGCUGCUAGGUGCCAUGGCCUAUGACCGCUACUUGGCCAUCUGCUAUCCCUUGUUGUAUGCUAGAGUCAUGAGCAGAGAUCGCUGUUCGCUGCUGGCUGUAGCCUCGUGGGCAGGAGCCUUCUCUCUUUCUGGGCUCAUCACAGCCUGUAUUCUGCAGCUCCCGUUCUGUGGCCCUAACCGCAUCAACCAUUUCAGCUGUGAGUUUAUCAUGGUGCUUAAGCUGGGAUGUGCUGACACUCACUUCAUUGAGGUCAUCAUCUUUGUGGUGUGCAUUUUCAUCUUAGUCAUCCCACUGUUUGCUAUCCUGGCUUCUUAUGGGCUCAUCAUCAUGUCGGUCCUGCACAUGAGUUCAGGUGCAGGCCGGAAUAAAGCCUUCUCCACAUGUACUUCCCACUUACUGGUGGUCACCAUGUUUUAUGCCUGCCUCAUUGCCCUCUACAUGAGAGUUCAGUCUGGCAGAGAUCCUGGCAAUGACAAAUACGUGGCUAUCUUUUAUGUAGUGUUCACCCCUCUCCUCAACCCAGUUAUCUACACCUUGAGAAACAAGGAAGUCCAUGCUGCACUGAGAAUGCUACCUUGGGGCAGAGGAGCUACCGGC